Eleginops maclovinus (Patagonian blennie) is the source of this 3116-nucleotide messenger RNA. It is a transcript of the gene prnpb, whose product is annotated as prion protein b. NCBI's taxonomy places the organism in Eukaryota, Metazoa, Chordata, Actinopteri, Perciformes, Eleginopidae. The record is from RefSeq and is a predicted model, not a curated record. Gene Ontology annotation, biological process: protein homooligomerization. Bases 251 to 1798 code for a protein of 515 amino acids. Gene Ontology annotation, cellular component: membrane. The transcript is spliced from 2 exons.
AAACAUUUAAAAACAUUGACAGAAUAUGUUUUCUUUCUCCUAGCAAAGCUAUUUUUUCACCAGUUACCAAUUCAUAAACACAAGAGAAAAUGUAGGUUAGGUUUAGUCUUAGAAAAUAGAUCCCCAGAUUUUCUUUUUCACUUGCCUCUAGAGCUUCCAUAGAGUUGGGGGGCGGGGGCAAAAGUUAUAUUUGGGAAGUGGGCUACAGGAUCUAAAGAGAGAAUCAUCGGACUGACGGACAAGUGCAACGAUGAAGCUGACUCUGGUGUGUCUGUCCCUUUUUUUAGUUCAUAUUAAUUUUUCAUUGGCCAAGAAAACAAUAAAACUUGGUAAGAUAAAUAUUUUCAAAAAGACCCCAAAAACGAAUAACCCGGACACCAAAUUUAAAGGUGGAAUCCUCACACAGCCGAAACAACCGAAUCAACCAAGCAGACCAGGAAGCUACCCUAAUCAAGGAGGCUACCCUAAUCAAGGGGGUUACCCUAAUCAAGGAGGCUACCCUAAUCAAGGUGGUUACCCUAAUCAAGGAGGCUACCCUAAUCAAGGUGGUUACCCUAAUCAAGGAGGUUAUCCCCAACAACCAGGGCGACCAGGGGGUUACCCUAAUCAAGGGAGUUACCCUAAUCAAGGUGGUUACCCUAAUCAAGGAGGUUAUCCCCAACAACCAGGGCGACCAGGGGGUUACCCUAAUCAAGGGAGUUACCCUAAUCAAGGGGGAUACCCUAAUCAAGGGAGUUACCCUAAUCAAGGGGGUUACCCUAAUCAAGGGAGUUACCCUAAUCAAGGAGGUUACGCCCAGCAGCCAGGAUACCCAGCACAGGGCCCACCUUUCGGCGGAGGUUAUGGCGGUUAUGGUGGUCAUCCAGGUGGAUACAUGAACUAUAACCCAAACAACAAAGUCCUGAGCCCACAAUAUGGUGGUAGUUAUGGAUAUGGGGGCUAUGGUGGCGGGGGCGGCUCUCCCUUUUCCCACUCAGUUCAGUCAAUGGGCAUGUAUCCCUCUGAUAGGUCCAGAGGGUUUGGACGCAGUGCGGCAUUGGCAGCAGGUGGAGGGGCUAUGGUAGGGAUGGCUCUGGGCUACGGGCUAGGGAGGUUCCCCCGUCCUCCCUUCAACUUCCACAACUCCCAGGAGGAGCAGUACUACAACAACUACAUGUACAAGAAAUAUGGUUCCAAGUCCACUGAUACCAACGACUAUAGCAGAGACUACAAAUACAGCCAACCUCCUGAAACCUAUGAUAGCUACAUGGACUCCUGCAUGAAGAGAACAGACAUUCUGCAGGCGGAGAAUCCAAAGACAAACAACCAACCAGCUGCUACCACCUCAACAACAACUACAACUGCUAUUACAACUACCAAAACUACUUCUGUAAAUAUCACAACUACUGCAGCCCCAGACUCUGCCAUUGAAAGCAACACAACAAAAUCCAACAGCACUGCAGGAGAAAGCCCCUCGACCUCUGCACCUUCAACUCCACACCCUCUAAAUGAGUCAGGAGCCAAUCCUCUGCCUCCAGCUUCACAGGUUCUCAGAAAACCUGUUAAAGAUGAUAAUGAUGAUGACGAUACAGUCAGCAUUGUGGAGAUCGGCUACCCGGCACUGAUCAAGCAGAUGAAGGCAAGGAGGUGUGUAGAGCUGUACAUAGUCUACUCUGAAAAGUACUUGAAGAAAAAGCCGAAGCCCAGCACCACCGCUGGGGUGCAUCGAAUGGAGAUGGGCUUGCAGGGGCUUUUAGCUGUGGUCACCAGUACAACAAUGAUGCUUCUGAAUAGCAACAUGCUUAUGCUGCUCUACUAAGGCCUUCAGUAGCAGUUAUAUUGGUAGAGGAAUAAGACAUGAUGCGUACAACAAGAAUGUGUUAAAGAUAAUUAAAGGAUAGUUUGAAUUGUUUCAAGUAAGGUUGUAUAAGGUAUUUUUACCUCACAAAAAACGUGACCUGCUGGUUCAUUGGUUCCUCCAAAUUGUUACCUGCUAACUAUAAAUAACACACUGACUAUGAAUAUGUACCUCAUUUAACCCCACUUCAAACUAUCUCAACCAUCCCUUCAGCGUCGCUUUCGAAAGUGGCAGUUUGAUGGUCCAGACCAAAACGAUGUCAACAACUAUUGAAUGGAUUGCCAAUUAAAUGUGUGCUGAUAUAUGUGGAGGAUUAAUCCUAGUGCCAUUACAUUUUUAUCCUGAGAAAGAAAUUGUGAUGAAUUUAUGAAAGAUUGUUAUAAUAAAUCAUACUUAUUAUGGCACCACGCUAAACUGAGAUGGUGAACAUGAUAAAUAUUGUGAGCAUGUUAGCAGGCUGAAACAGUAAUUGUGUAAACUCUGGUGUGGGAGGAAUGUCUGAUUAAAGGUGGGAAUGUUAUUAUUAUUAUUAUUAUUAUUAUUAGCAUUAUUAUUAUUAUGUAGGAACCAUUUUAUGUGUGUUGUUGGUAUGUCAAUUUAAUUUGUUUAUAUUUAUCUUGCUAUAAUUUUUUUGAUUGAUUUUGUGAUUAGCUGCACUGGGGUGUAUACAUAGGGGCAUAGGUUACAGGUAAGGGAGGAACACAGGUGAAGAGAGCAAACAGUUCUUACCAGACGCCACGGACACUAAAACUACAGACCUGACAGAACAAUCCAUACAAUGAUCAAUGAUCACCACAACACUGGUAUUGUUAACUCUAAAUAACCCACAACUAAACUGCAUCUGCCGACUGGAAAAUCAUUUUGUUUGUAUCUGCCUACAAUCACUCUCGCCCUCACCUGUGUAAUAAUGGCAAACCGAAAUAGGAACUUAUAGGUAAUUGGAACACAUUAAUUUGCCAUUACAGUUAUGAAUAAUAAGAAUGUAAAUGUGACAAUACAGUAUUAUUAUUAUUUUUUACAUUGUAAGUUUAACAGAGUAUUUGGUCAAUGGUUCACAAGGUGAACAUGACAUAACACACACACACACACACACACACGCACACACACACACACACACACACACACACACACACACACACACACACACACACACACACACACACACACACACACACACACACACACACACACAUAUAUUGCAGUUUUUAUGUAGCUCCUAAAGUGCAAGAUCUCUAAUUCAUUAUUUACAUCUGAUGUAAGAGCAGUAAAACAUUAUGUU